This is a messenger RNA of Tachysurus fulvidraco (yellow catfish), 3589 nucleotides long. RefSeq names its product neuropeptide Y receptor Y7 (gene npy7r). Gene Ontology annotation, biological process: G protein-coupled receptor signaling pathway. Bases 2255 to 3421 code for a protein of 388 amino acids. Gene Ontology annotation, cellular component: membrane. NCBI's taxonomy places the organism in Eukaryota, Metazoa, Chordata, Actinopteri, Siluriformes, Bagridae. The transcript has 3 exons. Gene Ontology annotation, molecular function: neuropeptide Y receptor activity. The record is from RefSeq and is a predicted model, not a curated record.
CUUUCUUGCUGUAGAAUGCAAAUUCAGGAACUUCUGGCAGUAGUGGAUGAAAUCUUUCUUGUUCUACCUGAACUUGGCUUAGUAUCAACAGAAUCUUUUAUUUCCGACCUCUUUAUCAGCGUUUGAACAGCACUGGCUGGCAUUUUCAAGUAUUGAGAUAUCUUUUUAUAUUCUUCUCCUGCUUUAUAAUGCUCAACUAUCUUAUUACACAGAUCCAUUGGCAGUUCUUUUGUCUUCCUCAUGGUGCAGGAUCCAUGCAUGAGCUGAGACACUAAUUACAAUUACAAUGAGUCACAGGUGUGGAAACUUCCUUUUAAUAGCCAUUUAAACCUCUAUGUGCCAACCUGUGUGUUUAUAAUGUAAACUUUUGAUCAGAGUUGUUUAGGUGAUUUCAGUUAUCAUUAGGCUUUAAGAAGGAGUCACACAACUAUGUUAUAAUUAAUUACUUCAUGUGAUCACUAUCCAUGAAUAAGUAAAAAAUUGCAUUUUCAGUCAUAUUUUCCAAUACACACUUUCAGGAUAUGCAAACUUUUGAUCAUAACUGUAUAUAGGCAUUCAAAGAAAUUAUCAAAAUGUCAUCUCUGUCCAAAUAUUUACAGUAGGGAACUGUCUAUAUGGGCAGCCAAUUGCUAUAUGUUCACAGCAUCCCACGGUUAAAAGUUAGUGGUCAGUAAAUAUAACAUUCAUGCAUAUUUGCUGAUUGGCUUGGGUUCCAGAAACGGUAUUAGGUUAGUAAACUGCCAGUAAAUCAAGAUGUCCUUCUUGUGAAAAUAAGUGAUCCUUGGCCUUUUCUGAGACUAUUCUUAGAUUGCUUAGAAAACCAGAUAAUGAGAUAACCAGAUAAUCUUUCUUUAAAAGCAAAAACAUCCUGACAGCUAGUGAUCAAUUGUGCACCAGCCUGACAGGCCUGGUUUAAAAUUUGUGCUUGGUCACAAAGCAGACAGUUAUGUAUUUAUUCAGGCACUUGUAUUAUAUGUUUUUACUAACAUCUGUAUACUUAAGUCUGCAGCUGGGCUUUUGCAAACAACAUCAAAAAUAUCUCAUGGUGGAGAUGAUGGUCAUUGCUUGGCAACCUGAAUUACUUGUUCUCCAAUCAGUGUCAGUUAAGCUCAGCAGUGUGGUACCUCAUUGGCAUCAAAGCUUCUACAAGACCAAAGUAAUGGCUGUCUGCAAUGCUCAUUAUCUUGGGUACACAAAGACAAGAUUCAGGCUUAAUUACCCAUCUAUUCUGUCUAGCGAAGAUGUAAGCAGCAGUCAGACCAAAGGCACAGCAAAUCACUUAUUUUGGAAAAAAGACUUGCCAAACGUCACACUCAUUUUUACACAAUCACAUUUUCAUUUGUUAGAACACAGACGUUCAAUGCCUCACUCACUGAGCUGUGGGGGAUUUGGAUAAAUUCUAUUUACAUUUGAAAGACCACACAUAUAACAGGAAAUAGGAAACAUCAAUAGUCAACACUGUCUAAUAAAAAGGGCUGUGACCUGUGAAUAAGAAACAUACACUAAUUUGAAUAUGUAUUGACACCUGUUCUGCACACCACUGAAAAGCUAAGAUUUAAUGAAUCAAAUCACUGCCACUGACUAUUAAGAGAACGCUAAGACAGGUGCUUGGGUUGGUUGGGGUGGUGUUUCAGGGUGGUGUGGUGGUGUGGGUGGAGGAGUUUGGUUUUUCGGAAUCAUACAUGAAUUAGGCAAGCAAUUCUGUUAUAAUUACAAGGCUUUUUGAACUUUUGGUCUUGGAAUUAUUCGGGGGAAAAAAUGUAUGCAUUUGAGUGUAUAACUUGCUAACGUGGCUAUACAUAAAGAAAUAAGAGGGCAUCAUUAUUUAACUAGCAUUGUCAUUUAUUAUAUUUAUUAGUUUUUAAACUUAUCGUAUUUACAGUAUUAAACCGUUGUAAUGCUGCGUGCACUGGCGCUCACAGGCGCUCAUUUACGCGCACUGGCGCUCAUUUGCGCGCACCGGCGCUCACUUGCGCGCUGCUCUCGCGCCUUCUAGAUGGAUUUGUACACAGGUUCAAUAGUACGGCGGCUCUGAAGGGUCGAUUAUAGCGUGAUGCUGUCGCGCUGCAGCAGAGAGAUCGCGCUCUGCACACUUACACAGUGCGAGGUGCUGCGGUCCACUUUAUCCAACCGGCAUCAACGAGCAAAUAUGUGACCACUUCAUCUUGGUCAGGGUUUCGUUUCAUCUGGAGCAUAUCCCAGGCACAAGGCAGGAGAAUUCAUCCUGAAUGGGACAACAGUCAACUGCACAUGCAUGAAUGCUACUGGACUCAUCAGAAGAGAAACCCAAGACAGCAUGGGCCCUUCAGACCCAGCUAAUGUCACCAGUGAUAUUCCCAACGAGGAAAGAGAAUAUAUCCAAUGGCACCAGAACAGCCUGGGAAACUACAGCAUGGAUUCUCAUAAGCCUGUCUUUGUGGAUGACAUUACCAAGCACCUAAGUGUUCAGAUAGCCCUUAUAACUGCUUAUUCACUCAUAAUCAUCCUGGGCUUGGUUGGUAAUACACUAGUUAUUUACAUGAUUAUUAUAUACAAAAACAUGCGUACUGUUACCAACUACUUCAUUGCCAACCUUGCAUUAGCUGACCUCAUGGUAGACACCAUGUGCUUACCCUUCACCUUGGCAUACACUCUGUUGGAUGAGUGGAAGUUUGGGGCAGUAAUGUGUCACAUGGUGCCUUACGCCCAAGCUCUCAGUGUCCAUGUGUCUAUUCUGACACUGACGGUGAUUGCGCUAGAGCGCUAUAGGUGCAUUGUGUUUCACAUGGGCCAGCGUCUCUCCAGAUGCGCGAGUUUCCUUAUCAUCAGCCUGACUUGGUCUUUUGCAGCCAUUCUUGCUGGACCUUUAGCUAUUUUUCGGGAGUACCGCUAUGAGGAGAUUGCCUACAUUAACUUACGUAUUGCUGUAUGCUCUGAGAAAUGGCCCCAUGGCACUAACCGAGAUGCCAUCAUCUACAGCUUCUCCAUGCUUGUACUCCAGUAUGUGCUUCCACUUGGCAUCAUCAGCUAUGCUUAUGUGUGCAUCUGGGUCAAACUUAAGAACCAUGUCAGCCCGUCCAACCGCAAUGAUGGCAUCACUCGUCGCAAGAAGACUACUAAGAUGCUGGCACUGGUGGUUGUGGUUUUCGCAGUGUGUUGGCUUCCUUUCCAUGUGUUUCAGUUGGCAAGUGAUCUUGACCUGGUUCUCAAGUUUAAAGAAUACAAACUUCUGUAUACUCUUUUUCACAUAGUGGCUAUGUGCUCAACAUUCACCAAUCCUUUACUCUAUGGAUGGAUGAACAAGAAUUACAGGAAUGGCUUCGUCAUGUUCUUCCGCUGUGAGCACAAACCUGACACUAUCCAUCCAGAGGGUUCUUUCCGAACUCGAACCCUGCGAGGUCUGAUCUUGUACAACGAUGGACAACCUGCCACUGCAGUCUGAACACAGCUAAAACACUUUAAAAGCUGAAGCUUGGUGUGAACAAUAUAUAUAUUUGUUAUGGUAUUUAAAGGUGCAAACAGUUUGCAUGCUGUAUACAGUAUAAAUAUUUACUUUUGAUGAUGCUAUUUUGUAUUCGGUAUCUGUCAAUUAUACAUGUUUUUCGUAAAA